CUUUUGAAAUCGUAAUUAAUAUAAAAAAAAAAACAUAAUUAUUAUCCUACAGCCAAAGCGCAAAGCAGCGGAUUUUUACCUUUAUGGUACACUAAACACUUAGUAAGAAAAAUUGGUAUUUCUUUCCCCAACUUGUCCAUCGACAUAGGCCUUCUCUAAAGAUUUUCAUUUAACUCUAUCAAUGGCCAAUAAAUGAACAAAAAUUAUAUUGAAUUGGUACUAUACGUAUUAGUGUAACCAUUCUUCCAACACAAUAAUUGGAAAUUCAGUACGGGGUGAAAACUCACGGUCAAUAUAGUGAAUUUACAAUUAUUCUGUUGCCAGAGAAAGCAAGAGAGCUGUGCCCAGCUGUAGGACAUAAUAUAUUAUUAUGAACUUUGGUAUCACAGGGUAAAAAGGGUAAAAAUCAAUUUCAGUUAAAAUAAAAAUUAUGAAUUAUCAAUUCAUAUCAACAGAUGAGUUUCCAAAAACAUCAUUAAAAUAAUUUAACUUGGCUAUUUUUAUAAAGUAAGUUUCCGUCGCGAAUCCAAACGGCAAACUUCACGAAUUAGUUGCAAUGGUAAAAUCGAUUAUUAUGUCUCCUUCACUCUUAAAGGAUUUGAAUUAUUCUAUCCUGUUGUCAUUUUGACACUGAGCAUGUCAAAAGGAGUUAUGGAGUUGUCUUGUCAAUAAAUUGUCAUUGUCAAAGUUGUACUUAAGCGUCGACUGCAAAAAUUUAGAUUAUUAUAGUUUGGGCUUAUUUUGUGGAAAAUGUUAAGUUUGUGGUGUUAUUAAAAGCUUGGCUUUAAGUGUGCAACUUAAGGCCCUUUCGGAGAAUAAGAAGGACGAUUACUGUCAGCCAAGAUGUCUAAAUGGCAAUCGGAGCGCAGCAUCCACGAGAUGCUGAAGGACACGCCGCCGCUGCGCGAGUCCAGCGACUCCAUCACCUCGGGCACGGAGCCCAAGUUCCCCACGUCGCGCUCCAUGCCUUUUCCUCCAGCAUACGUACCCCCAGAUGUGUCUCAGAAUGGUGGGGCAGGCUCCAGCACCCUCCUGCGAGCCGGCUCCUCCAAGCUGGAUGCCAUCCGCAACUGGGGGGUGUCCACCUACAAGUGCACCAAACAAAUACUCUAUGAGAAGCUUGGCAAGAGCUCCCGUACCGUAGAUACUGAGCUGGAGGCGCAGAUCGAGAUGUUGCGCGAGACGCAACGCAAGUACAACGGCGUGCUGCGGCUGAGCGGCGCGCUCACGCAGCAGCUGGCCGCCGCCGCGCACACGCAGCGCGCGCUGGGCGAGGCCUUCGCCGAGCUCGCGCAGAAGUCGCCCGAGCUGCAGAACCAGUUCCUAUACAACGCGGACACGCAACGUACACUGACGCGCAAUGGCGAGACGCUACUCGCCGCGCUGCACUUCUUCAACAACUCCCUCAACACACUCACCAACAAAACCAUUGAGGACACGCUGCUCACCAUCAGACAAUAUGAAGCCGCCAGAGUGGAGUACGAUGCGUACCGCAGCGAGCUGGAGGCGGGCCGCGCGGCGCCCGAGCCCGCGCUGGCGCAGGUGGAGCGGCAGCGACGACACUACGAGCGACUGCGCGACGACUCCGCCGUCAAGCUGCGGCUGCUGCACGAAAACAGGGUGAAGGUGAUGAACAAGCAGCUACUGCUCUUCCACAAUGCGGUGUCAGCAUACUUCAGCGGUAACAACGUGGCGCUGGAGGCAGCGGUGCGGCACUUCAACAUCCACACGAGCAGCGCAGCGGGGGGCGCGCCGGCCCCGCUGGCGCGGCGGCCGUGCCCCCGCCCCUGA
Molecule: messenger RNA, 1791 nt
Organism: Trichoplusia ni (cabbage looper)
Lineage: Eukaryota; Metazoa; Arthropoda; Insecta; Lepidoptera; Noctuidae
Gene: Arfip
Product: arfaptin-2
Exons: 7
Coding region: 844-1791 (315 amino acids)
Biological process (GO): regulation of Arp2/3 complex-mediated actin nucleation; intracellular protein transport
Cellular component (GO): trans-Golgi network membrane
Molecular function (GO): protein domain specific binding; phospholipid binding
Source: RefSeq, a predicted model, not a curated record